Molecule: messenger RNA, 2277 nt
Organism: Hypanus sabinus (Atlantic stingray)
Lineage: Eukaryota; Metazoa; Chordata; Chondrichthyes; Myliobatiformes; Dasyatidae
Product: NACHT, LRR and PYD domains-containing protein 12-like
Exons: 8
Coding region: 602-2131 (509 amino acids)
Cellular component (GO): cytoplasm
Source: RefSeq, a predicted model, not a curated record
ACUGGUAGCAAGGAGUCCUGGGAGAGUUGCUGUUUGAGCUGUAAUCCUUGAAACUAUUACUGUCGCUUCAUUGUGAAGUUUUUUGCCUCAAUAUCAGUGUUUGUUACCUAAGAAUGGCAGAGGAUUUAUUGAAUGCAGCCUGAGUUAAAGUUAGACCUGCAGUGAGCGAUUUGUAGGAAGAAAAACCCGAAAUGGAAGGAAACUACAACUGAAAACGAGGGAAAAGCAACAAGUGAAGCAGCCCGAAGACUGAGAGCAUCAACUGGACAGAACCCUCCUGACUCAGAGUUUCCAUUGAUUCGGUCAGCAGAAAGUCUGAUCUGCGCUAAGGGAUUUGUUGGAAGAAAAGAACCGGAAACAAAGAACAACUGAAAAACAGCCGAAGACUAAGAGCACUGACUGGAUUGAACCCUGCUGGCUCAGAGUUUCCCUUCACUCAGUCAGGAGAAAAUUUGGAGAGUCUCAUUCACUCAAGUACUCGUCCUUUAGACAUCACAUGUCUGUACAAAGGAAGACCAUCACCCGCAGGUGGAGCUUUUCUACACCGGGAACAAAGAGUAAACAAGAAAACAACAACCAGCAUUCGUCAGUCUGAAUCAAAAUGGCUACAGAUUCCAAAUGUACGAUCUCAGAUCUCCUGACACAGUGCGAAGAUUAUCAGCUGCUCCACCUGACUAUUUUCUACCGAGAGAGACUGAAACCUGCGAUUGAAGCACGGGUAGAAGGACUCAGCUGGACGUUGAGACAGGAGGGACAAUUCAGUGAACAGGAACACGAGGAAGUCAAGAAGCUUGCGGAGUGGGGAAACCGGACAGAGAGUUCUAAACUCUUCCUCAGUCUGGUGAUGGAGAAAGGCACCCAGGCUCGGAGGAUGAUGUGGGAAUCCUUUGUGGAAGUGAGGAAGGAUUUACCAAAGUUGGAAAGGAUACUGAAGGAAAUCCAGGAAUUUGGUCCUGAUCCAUAUGAACAUAUGAAUGUCAGCCGAGGCUUUUGUGAGUUAUCCUCGCAACUCAAGGAUGUUCAAGAGAAACACAAGGGGGCUCUGAUGGCACAAACUGAAACACUGAGAGUGAAAACGAUCCUGAUGAGGGAGAAGGUGAAGGUUUUCCAGCUGGUUAAUCGAUAUGCUGAGCUCACGGUCAUUUCUACUGUUCGAGAUCGGAAACUGGUGGAACAUGAGCUGCUGGCAAGAGGCAGAGACCACGAGAGGUGGAGAGAGAAACAUCUCCGCGGAGAGCUGGAAAAAGUUCGGACUGAUCAGUUGUUCCAGAGCAGCUAUUCCCAGAGUAAAACCAAAUCUGGGAGUUCAGCAGCAGUGGCCGGAGUCCCAGGGAUCGGGAAAACAACAAUGGUACAAAAAAUUGUUUAUGACUGGGCUACAGGGAAAAUAUACCAACAGUUCCAGUUUGUCUUCAGUUUCAAAUUCCGGGAUUUAAACUUCAUUAACUGCAGGAUAAACCUGAGGGAACUGAUUCUGUAUCAGUAUCCUUACUUUGGGGAUAUCCUGAGAGAGGUCUGGAAGAACCCAGAGGGAUUGCUGUUUAUAUUUGAUGGUUUAGAUGAAUUCAAACAAAGAAUCGAUUUUUCUGACAGUCCGAGAGAUACAGAACCCAAGCACCAGUACCCAGAUCCCGAGUGGUGGUGUGAAGUGUCUGACAUUGUGUACAGUUUAAUCCAGGGCAAGCUGCUCCCAGGGUGUUCAGUGCUGGUGACAACCCGUCCCACUGCGUUACGUUUAUUGGAAAAGGCUCAGAUCAGUGACUGGGCUGAACUCCUGGGAUUUGUUGGUGAGGAAAGGAAGGAAUAUUUCAUCAGGCAUUUUGAAGAUCAGACGGUGGCAGCAGCAGUUUUCAAAUACGUGAAGGAGAACGAGAUUCUGUACACCAUGAGCUACAACCCCUCCUACUGCUGGAUCCUCGCUCUGGCACUGGGACCCUUCUUCACACAAAGAGUCAGGGACCCGCAGCGAGUUCCCAAGGCCAUCACCCAACUGUAUUCCUACUAUAUUUACGACAUCCUGAAAAACCACGGCCGUGAGAUUGAGAACCCCAUGAUGUGUUACUCAGGAUUGGUCAGAUGGCCUUCAGAGGAGUGUUCGAGAAGAAGAUUGUGUUUACAGAUGGAGAUUUGAUCAAUUACAAUCUGCAGCCUUCCCAGUUCCUGUCCGGGUUCCUGAUGGAGCUUUUGGAGAGAGAGGAUUCUGCCCGGAGUGUGGUGUACACAUUCCCACACCUCACCAUCCAAGAGUUUGUAGCUGCAGUCGCACAAUUCCUGAAU